AUGGGGCGUGGCCGCGGCAGUGGGCAUCAACCGGCUCGCAGACCAGCUGACCUGACUGGAAUAAUUUCCAUUGCCGAGAAAAACGCAUUCGUUUCCCUUGUCAACACUAUUACGGAUAACAUGCAGAAGGAUGUGAGCAACCCAUUUGACUCGCUUCCUGUGCGUCCAGUCCUUGGAGAUAACGGACAGGGACAGUGGCUUUCACUCCCUCUUCUUCGCCAUCAGGACGAGAACAAAGAGAAUACUUUGACGGGCAAAACUUUCCGUGGAAAUAUUCCAGACACGUACUCCACGACGCAUACCAAGUCUCACCACGCCGUUGAGACGGAGGAGAGCGCAAGGUUCCAACCGCUCGGGGAACUGAAGAAAGAAACCCUCGUGUUCUUCAGAAAGUGGAAAUCGAGCGUCUUGCAGAGGUUUACAGAAAUAAAUGUCAACGAUAUGACUGCUGAAACUUCAGGUCCUUAUGGUCGGGGACGCAGUGACCGUGGGGUGUACCGUGCUGCUCGUGGCGGUCGUGGUGGACGAGGAGGCUCAACAGGUCCGCAUUGUGUCCCGACACGUCAUAAAGACUCCAAGUUAGCCGCAAGACACCCCCCCGUUCCCAACACUUUGUGGUCCUUGCACCCAGACAGACGCGAGCUCCUGCUACAUAUUGCGCUAUUGAUCCUCCUCUCGCUACAGGAUUAUAAAGCAAAUUCUAGGCUUCUUCUCCUCAAGCUUACAUCAUCCCUCAAUCUAUCUUUCGAAACCUAUCAGUCGGGAGAAGCUCAAGUGGCUCAGGGGCUGGUGAGAGCGGCACUCGACGCAUUACUAGAAGAUGCCGCCAAACCUGAUGAGGAAACCGGUGGUCCAAAAUUUAAAAUGGUGCUUGGAGGUCCCGUCAAUCUCACAGCCGUAUUGAAAUACGUCCGCAUUGGCACGCGUCAGCGUGGCUUGGGGUUGUCAACGAUCACAGCAGCGAGUUUACUGGGAACCAUGGCCGAAAAUGCGGUUCUGAUGGGAUCCCUUUUCGGGAUCAACCCCGCCAAACUACCUAGCAAGAUGUUGGUUACAUUUGCCAGAGAUAUCCAAGACUUUGCGUUUGUUCGACUGUGCAAGGACCCUUACAAUUACGACGACGUCACCAUGUUGGAAGUUUCUCAUCGCAGACUUCAUGUUCUUGUCGCCCUUAGCGGAUUUUUGACAGACUCAAAAGAUGUUGCAGAAACUUGGAAAUUUCUCAAUAGCCAAUCAGAACUAUAUGCCAUCCAGUGGGAACAUGCAGCUCUGACGAAUCUUGGAAGCGCGCUCGAGACAGUCAUCAAGAGUACAGCUUGGGAAAGCGCUAAAAAGGAGAUUGCAUCCAAAUCUAUUUUCAAAACUCUAAUGACAUCCGCCUGGCCGCAGCCGCUCUUACGAAUCAGCAAAAUCGUGGACAAUGCCUGGAGUGUAGGCAUGGUUCGGGCGGAGAAAGCGGGCGCCAUGCUUGCCGAUGCUCUUAUGCGGCACAAGUUUCAAGGCGAGAGGCCAGUGUCUUUGAUCGGAUAUAGUCUUGGAGCUCGAGCCAUAUAUGCUUGUCUAAUGGUGUUGGCAGAGCGACGUCAGUUUGGCGUUGUUGAUUCUGUCGUUAUGAUUGGGGCACCGUUUCCGGCCGAGAGUCGAGUAUGGCUGACUAUGAAGAGCGUUGUAUCUGGUCGACUAGUUAACGUUUACUCCGAGAACGAUUACAUCCUUGGGUUUUUGUACCGUUCAUGCAACCUCCAAUUUGGCAUCGCUGGUCUACAGGAAAUUCAGGGGGCCGAUGGCGUGGAAAACCACUGUGUAGAGGCGCUACCCAAGGGACACUUGAGUUACUCAUCUCUGACUGAUCACAUACUCCAGAGUAUUGGCUGGGAAGAUUUUCAUGUGCAGGUCUUGAACAAGGAAAAUCCACCCCGCGGUAUACCAAGGACUACUUCACAGAAUCCGCCCAACCCGCCUCGCAGGGGCAGGUACCGGCGAUAG
This is a messenger RNA of Metarhizium brunneum ARSEF 3297, 1986 nucleotides long. RefSeq lists its product as uncharacterized. Lineage: Eukaryota; Fungi; Ascomycota; Sordariomycetes; Hypocreales; Clavicipitaceae. The record is from RefSeq and is a predicted model, not a curated record.